AACUCGGGUGCCCCAAGGAACCAAGGGUCCAUGGUGACCUUGUGGAGCCGCAGUGUCACAGAGGAGCCAUUGUGACACAGCGAGGGCGCAUGGAGCCGAGGGGCCAUUGUGACACAUCAGGGCUUUGUGGAACCACAAAGCCAUUGUGACAUUGCAAGGCCUCAUGGAAGCACGGGGCCAUUGUGACACUGCAGAAGCAAGGGGGACAUUGUGACACUCCAGGGCCUCAUGGAACCAAGGAGACCAUUGGGACACUGUGGGGUCCCACGAAACCAAGGGAACAUGGAACAGGUCUGGCUGGCUGGGCCUCCUGGAGACCACCUGACAGGUCUGGCUGACCUUGGCAUGUCGAGGGCUGCUUCUCACCUGCCCUGAAGCACUGGGGCUCUGGGCUUUCCUUCCUAUGGGAGAGAACUGUCCUUCUCCAGGGGCCUAUGGCCAAAAGUAGGAUUCCUUCUCCAAGUUUCCUUGUAUGCAAGGAUUGUUCCCAGAUGAAAUCUGCCAGGAGAGACAGGUCUUGGCCACCCAGGGGCCACCUCUCAUCUGCCUUUCAAAGACUGGGACCAUGUGCUUUUCUUUCUUAUGGGAAAAAACAUCCAUCUCAACCAGGCACCCAUGGCUAAUAUUAGGCAUCUACCUCCAGAAUUCCCUAUAUCCAAGGACAGCUCCCAGACAAAAGAUGCCAGGACUGACAAGUCUGGCUGGCUUUGCCUUCCUGAGGGUUGGCACUCAUUUGUCCCUGAAACACUGGGGCUCUGUGCUUUCCUUCCUAAUGAAAAGAACUCAUCUUCCUGUACAGGUGCCCAUCGCCAAAAUUGAGAUUCCACCUCCAAAAUGCCCUGUGUCCAAGGAUACCCACUAGAUGAAAGGUGCCAGGAGAGACAGGUCUGGCUGGCUUGGCCUAAGUAUGGCCACCUCUCAUCUUCUUCCAGAACACUUGGACUUCACACUUAUCUUUCCUAUAGGAAAAAAACCUCCAUCCUGACCAGGCACCCAUGGCCAAAACUGGGAUUCCACCUCCAAAACUCCAUACAUCCAAGAAAAGCUCCUUAGUGAAAGCAGCCAGGACAGACAGGUCUGGCUGUCUUUGGCCUCUUGAGAGCUGCCUCUCAACUGCCUUGAAACACUGGGGCUUGAUGCUUUCCUUCCUAUGGAAAAGAACCGUCCUUCUUAUCUACAGAGAAGUGGCCGAAAGUGCGGUUCCACCCACAAAAUUCCCUACAUCCAAGGGUUGCUUUCAGACAAAAGCUACCAGGACAGAGAGGUCUGGCUGGCCUAGGCCUCUGGUGGCCGCCUUUCAUCUGCCCCUCAAACACUGGUCUUCUGUGCUUUCCUUCCUAUGGAACAGAAAUGUCCUCCUCCUCCAAGUGUCCAUGUCUGAAAUUGGGAUUCCAGCUCUAAAAUUCCCUAUAGCCAAGGGCUGUUCCCAGCCAAAAUCUGCCAGUACCGUCAAAUCUGACUGGCCUUGGCCUCUGGUGGCUGCCCCUGCCACACUGGGGCUCGGUUCUUUCCUUCCCAUGGAGAUCCCUGUGACACUGUGGGGACCUCAUGGAACCAAGGGGAUCAUUGUGGCACCACUGGAGCCCAUGGAACCAAGGGGCCAUGGUGACACAGCGGGGCUUCAUGGACCCAGAGACCAUUCUGACUUUGUGGGGCCUGAUGGAACCAUGGAGACCAUGUGGACCCUUCAGGCCCUCGUGUCACCAAGGGGGCAUUGUGACACCUCAGGGCCUCCUGGAAGCAAGGGACCAUUGGGACACUGUGGGGCCCCAUGGAACCGAGGGAACAUGGAACAGGUCUGGCUGGCUUGGCCUCCCAUGGGCCACCUGACAGGUCUGGCUGAUCUUGGAAUGCCAAGGGCUGCCUCUCAUCAGCUCCUGCAGCACUGGGGCUCCGUGUUUUCCCUGCUGUGGAAGAGAACUGUCCCUCUUUUCUGAUGCCCAUUGCUAAAAUUGGUACCCUCCCUAAAAAAUUUCCUAUUUCUAAGGGUAUCUCUCAGAACAAAACCUGCCAGCUCUGGCUGGCCUUGGCCUCUGGUGGUCACCUCUCAUCUGCCCCUGAAACAUUGGGGCUUGGUUCUUUCCUUGCUGUGGAAAAAAACACCCUUCUUGCCAAGGGACCAUUGCCAAAAUUAGAAUUUGGCCUCCCAAAUUCCGUAUAUCCAAGGAUUGCUCCCUGACAAAAGUAGCCAAGACAGACAGGUCAUGCCGGCCCUGUCCUCAGGUGAUUUUCUUAGACUAUGAACUGAAUGUUUUCAUUUGAAAACACCUUGGAGAGCACCCAGAGAUCUCCCAAGGUGGGGUUUUGGGGCCUUGGGGACACGACCACUACAUAUGGACAAAGGAGCUCAGUGCUCUGUGCUGUUGUGUUGGUUUUGCAUCACACAAGUGAUGUCCUGAGAGAAGCUGUUUAGUAGUUUCCUCCGUGUCUGACAAAAAACAAUCAGUAAUUAUCUAUGACAGGUGACAAUCUCCUAAACUUAAGGAACUAAGGAACACCUCUGUGAAGACACAAGUUUAAGAGGAAGAAGCCUGGCUGGGUCUCUUUCCCUUCUGGCCAGCACAGAGGUGCCAAGGCCAGCCCAGCCCCCGUCUGGGCCGGGGCGGGCCGGGCGGCUCCUGCCGUGGGGCCGGGCCCCUUCCCAGGGAGCCCGCCAGGCCCCAUCGGCUGCCGGGCAGGGGAGGGGAGGCCGCGGGGCCGAGGCCGGGCCGGGCCGUGGCUGCGCUUGCUGACAUCUGGCCGCUGCCGAGCCCUGCCCUGCCGCCAGCCCGGGCCCAGCCAGGAUCCGCCGGGCCCCAGGAGCAGCCCCGGGCCGGGCCGGCUGGGCCAAGCUUCUGCCGCCCUUGGGCUUGGCCCGCAACCAGCGGGCAGGGCCAGGAGAAGCCAUCGGCCCCGGCCGUGCUGCUGCUCUGCUCUGGCCUGGCUGCUGAGAUCCUGGCCCUGCCCCCAGCGCCGCCCAGCCUGACACAGCCCCAGCGCAGCCGCUGCACAAACCUCCAUGGGAAAACAGCUCCGGCCGCAAGGACCCAGCCCGGCUGGGCUCACGCAACCAUCUGCAGGCCCCGCCUGAGAUAUUGACUCUUCCCGUGCUUCCAUCCUCCCUCCAGUGAGAGAAAAGGACAAAGUGCAGGCACACAGAGAAGCAACGUGAAGACACCGAGGUCAGUGAAGAGGAAGUUGAGUCCCAGAUGGGAGGGAUGAGGAGAUGCCUUGACCUUGGGGCUGAAAUCCUCUGCUAAAGCCAUGGAGAAGGAUGGAAUUGAUACAUCAGACUCUCUUUUUCCCUAUAACGCAUUGAAAAGUAUGGGGAGAUUACUUGUUCAGCAAAGGCCUCCAUGCUAAAGGAAGCAAAUGUUGCAGUAGCUGUGAUCCCAUGAGAAGUUUGAACAUUGAAAGAGAGCAGAGUGAUGAGACCCUGUGCCCUCAGGGAGAGAAGAAGAAGAUCUCUGUUCCAAGAGAUGAAGAUGAUUUCAGAAAUAGAUGAAGAGAACCUUUGCUCUUAAACAGCUCAUCUUUAAACUAAUACCCCAUAGGCUGACAUGGCCCAUAAACACAGCUGUUGGAAAAGCUGUGAAAAAUGGGAGUGACUUCACAGUUUCAGUUUUUCAAAGUGGCUGCUAUUCGUGGAAAUUGAGAGCAAUGACAGAACUGUUUUCUUAUAGAGAAGUCUUCAUAGCCCAAAAGACAUACUCGCGCCCUAAGUGAACUGAAGAAAGACUAUUCAAUAGGUGGUAAAGUGACUAAAAUUUUAGGUUUUGUCUAUUUACAUUGUCAGUAAGAAAGAAAAGGUUGUAGGGAGAAGAGAAGUGUUCUGAAAGUUUUGUUCUGAUUCUUGUUACACUUUCUUUUACUUACUCUUCUAAAUUUUUCUUUAUACCUUUUGAAGUUUUGAGCCCACUUUGCCUUUUUCCUAAUCAUAUCGCAGAGCAGGAAAUGAGUAAGUAUAUUCUAGUGAGUGCACUGGUAAUUAGCCAGCACUGGACCCACCACACUAAUUAAUGCAUUGGCCGAGAAAUCUCAAAUUGUUGAACCAAAACCACUACAGAAACUUCCUGAUGAACUGCCCCAGACCAGAGGGAAAUCAAGGCAGAGCCGUGGUUUGUCAGGAGUUGCUUGAUCCUAAUGAGCCCCGUGGUGCAUUUGGAGCUGAGCCCUGGAACCUCAGGGCCUGAGAGGAGAUUGCACAAACCUUUCCAGGAGUCAAAGGCAGAAUAAAACCCCAAAGAGUCUCAAAGCAUUAAUGGGACCCACUGAGGUCCAUCCCCAACACAGGCCCCUCAUGGACUCCUUGGAGGAGAGAACUGGAGGCCAGGAUGGCACAAAAACCUCUCAGAGACUCAAAAUGGCACAAAAACCUCUCAGUGUGAAAAGGAAAAUCCAAAGUAUCUUGAAAACUUUGACUAUCUCAAAGCAUUAAUAAGCCCCCCUGAGUGUCAGUACAAAGCUCCCAAGGGACUCGUUAAAGCAGAUAAUUGGGGCCAUGAUUGCACAAACCUCUCACAGAGUCUGUAGCAAAAGGGAAACACCAAGUACCUUAAAAGAACUGAAGUACCUUGAAGCAUUAAUGAGCCCCACUGAGUGUUGUUCCUGACCAAGCCUCUCCAGGGACUAAUUACAGCAGAUAAUUGGAGGCCAUGAUUGCAGAAAGCUCUCAGAGACUGCAAGGCAAAAGCCAAAGGCAAAGUCCUUUGAAAAACCUGCAGUGCCUGGGAGCAUUGUGGAGCCCCCAGGGCCAUUGCUGAGCAAGGCUCCCCAGGGACUCCUUCCAGCAGAUCCUUGAGGCCACUGGGAUGUGGGCUAGGGGGGAUGCUGAGGGCAGGACAAGGGGCUGACAGUGCCCAGCCUGGCUGGGGCUGUGCCAGGAGGCCCCAGGGCCUCAGGACAAGGUGUCUCCUGACAGCCCUUGGUGGCACAGACCCUGCUGUGCCCCAGGCCACCAAGACUUGGCUUCUCUUUGUCCCCACCUGUCAUCAGUGCCUCCAGUUCUCUGCUCUGCCUGGGGCCUGGGGACACUUUCUCAGUCGU
This is a messenger RNA of Vidua chalybeata, 5025 nucleotides long. RefSeq lists its product as uncharacterized. The transcript has 2 exons. The record is from RefSeq and is a predicted model, not a curated record. The coding region runs from base 996 to 1937 and encodes 313 amino acids. NCBI's taxonomy places the organism in Eukaryota, Metazoa, Chordata, Aves, Passeriformes, Viduidae.